AUGGAGUCACGCGUGCUGCUACGCGCCACAGUCACCGGAUUACCGCAACUGAGACGACCGAUCGGAGCGAUCCACCGGCAACUCAACACUGCGUCGUCAUCCAUCACAGCUUUUUCUAAGCCGGUUGGAGCAAUCGGAGAGGGAGAAAACCUGAUCUCUGGUCGUCAGCUCCGUCCAAUCCUCCUCCUCGAUAGUUCGCCUGAAAAGAGAGAGAUUCUCAAGCCGGUUAGAGCCACCGCUGCCCAAGGUGGUGAUUCAGCUGGGGAGACGAAAAUUGGAUUCCUCGGGAAGUAUCCAUGGCUUGUCACCGGAUUCUUCUUCUUCAUGUGGUACGUGUAUUUCUUGAACGUGAUUUUCAACAUCCUUAACAAGAAGAUCUAUAAUUACUUCCCCUAUCCCUAUUUUGUUUCAGCUGUUCACUUGUUCGUUGGAGUUGUCUACUGUUUGGCGAGCUGGUCCGUGGGCCUUCCUAAACGUGCCCCAAUUGACUCGAACCUCCUCAAGGUAUUGAUCCCAGUUGCAGUCUGUCACGCCAUAGGCCACAUCACUAGCAACGUUUCCUUCGCUGCCGUCGCUGUCUCCUUCACUCACACCAUCAAAGCGCUCGAGCCAUUCUUCAAUGCGUCUGCUUCUCAGUUCCUUCUUGGACAGUCAAUCCCCAUAACACUAUGGUUGUCCUUAGCUCCAGUUGUUCUCGGAGUUGCAAUGGCUUCUCUAACUGAGUUAUCAUUCAACUGGCUUGGAUUCAUCAGUGCGAUGAUAUCAAACAUCUCCUUCACUUACAGAAGCAUCUUCUCCAAGAAAGCCAUGACUGAUAUGGACAGUACAAAUGUAUACGCUUACAUCUCCAUCAUCGCUCUCAUCGUCUGCAUUCCUCCUGCCAUCAUCGUUGAAGGGCCUCAACUGUUGAAACAUGGUUUCAGUGACGCGAUUGCUAAAGUGGGAAUGACUAAGUUCAUCUCUGAUCUUUUUUGGGUUGGAAUGUUUUACCAUCUCUAUAAUCAGUUGGCUACUAAUACCUUGGAGAGGGUUGCACCAUUGACUCAUGCUGUUGGAAACGUACUGAAACGUGUGUUUGUGAUCGGGUUCUCCAUCGUCAUCUUCGGAAACAAGAUAUCGACGCAGACAGGUAUCGGAACUGGAAUAGCUAUUGCUGGAGUUGCACUCUACUCUAUCAUUAAGGCCAAGAUCGAAGAAGAUAAAAAGAAAGGAAAGACGGCGUAGAGAGCGGCGGUCAACGGUGGCAUAAACAACUCUUCCGGUGGUUAAUAUAUUUAUAUAAAGAACCAAAAUGCAAUAGUAUGUUGUAUGGUACAAUCAACCAUUGUUUUCGAGUUUGUCAUCUUUUUUUUUUUUUUUUUCUCAAGAUCAACUAUUUCAUUCACCAAUAUACAGGGUCGACCCUGAGAUUUAAAGGGUCAGCCCUGAGAUUUCGAGGGUCGGCUAUGAGAUUUCGAAAGCCUGAGACGAUAUUUUAACGAUUUCA
Molecule: messenger RNA, 1486 nt
Organism: Eruca vesicaria subsp. sativa (arugula)
Lineage: Eukaryota; Viridiplantae; Streptophyta; Magnoliopsida; Brassicales; Brassicaceae
Source: the annotation of a GenBank genome assembly